Aureobasidium namibiae CBS 147.97 is the source of this 378-nucleotide messenger RNA. RefSeq lists its product as uncharacterized. The transcript has a single exon. NCBI's taxonomy places the organism in Eukaryota, Fungi, Ascomycota, Dothideomycetes, Dothideales, Saccotheciaceae. The coding region runs from base 1 to 378 and encodes 125 amino acids. The record is from RefSeq and is a predicted model, not a curated record.
AUGCUCAGCCGCAGCCUCAACAUCUUCCUCGGCCUCAUCGCCCUCCUCUCCCUCAUCACCCCCACCCUCGCCGGCCCAGACUGGUGGCAAAUGUACCAAAACGAACUCGCCUGCGCCCGCAAAGACGUACACGUACUAGGCGCCAUCAACCAAUUCUGCAACACCAACGUCUACACGGGCGGCACCUACGCCUCCGAAGGAACAACUGUCAGUGGAGCUAGAGUGGGAAUCGGUGCAAGCUGCAAAUGGGGAACCUAUGUGCCGCAGAUUUGGUGCCAGAGCCAGUUUUACGAGACGUGUGCGUGGGGCAAUGGAAGGGGUAGGGGCCAGAGACAGUAUGAUGGUGGGUGUCAGCAUUUCUGGAUCAUCAAUGGUUGA